Messenger RNA from Aspergillus welwitschiae, 819 nucleotides. RefSeq lists its product as uncharacterized. Lineage: Eukaryota; Fungi; Ascomycota; Eurotiomycetes; Eurotiales; Aspergillaceae. Bases 1 to 819 code for a protein of 272 amino acids. The record is from RefSeq and is a predicted model, not a curated record. The transcript has a single exon.
AUGCCUUCCGAAAUCGCUGAAUCCGGUCAGAAGAGAAAAUGCCAAGAGACAGCCAACACAGCUCAGGAUACCAAGCGAAUGAAGCAGGUAGCCACGGAAGAGAGGAUUGAACAUCCACGAAAACACAGAGUAGGCUCUGGUACUGCGAAAGCUCUACUCCAACAGUUGCUGGCGAGUGCAAAUGUGAGGGCUAGACUGAGUACCCGGGCUCGAGUUUAUACUCUUUGGCACUGGCUCGAAGACCUCAUGAUGGAUGUCUCCGAGCUAAAUCCUGCCACGCAGGCUAAGGGUAAUGAAACUGAUCCCAAGAAGGCAGACGAGCUUCUCCUUCGAUACUGCCAUAUGUGCAAAAUGCUGGGAGUCGCUCUGACUGAAACAGCACUUGAGUUCCGGGCUCGUGUCAAAGACGGUGAAAAAGUCUGCAAAUGGUCCAGGUUAUCAGAAUACGGAGAGAGAGAAACCUUACUUUAUUUAGAAUAUGUCUGGGGCCCAGAGCCCAGGUACCUAGCUGAAAAGGGCCCCAAAAAGUACCUGAGGCUCUGGAGGGAUCUGGCCAGAAAAGAGCAAGACUGGAACGUUGUUGCAAACUGGCUAAAUCGUUCAAUCAUGGACAGGAUGAUAAGAAGAUUUUUAAAUGUACAUUUGGAAUUUGACGUCCUCGGAUGUGACAUCCUCAAAGCGUUGAGUAUGAAGGGACCAGUGGAGCCUGUCUCACAGCAAGAGCUAGAACUGGCCGACGCUAAUCUGGGCAGAAAUGGAAUGCUAUGUUGGAAGCGGAUGGAUCGUAUGCAUGCGAAAACCAAAACGGCAGAAGCGUGA